CAAAAGAGUGUUGGACGAUCGGGGAGGAGAGACGCGCCGCUCGGAGUCAGAAGAGCCAGCAAAGUCGCAGAGAGGAAGCACGGUCCGUCUUCAAAGAGGCGAUUCAAAGACAUGAGCCACCAGGUGUGCCACUGCGGGUGGUCCAAAGUGACCACCUACCACGGCCUGAGGACCCACCAGGGGAAAAUGGGAUGCACGCCGAGGGGAAUGGGGAUCCCCGAGAGCCAACAGUUCAGAUUCAACGAUUACCUUCCUAGACUCACCUACCCGGGGCCCCUCAUGAAGGUCGAAGAGCCCCUGAUGAAUAUCUUCACCCCGGCCUUCAAGUCCGAUGAGAGGUUACACAUCCCAGAAAGUCAACCGAACAUCUUUGGGAGUCUUAGGAACGGAGGAUCUUCAAACGGGACCUCUCCGGUCAAGACCGAGAUGGGCGCCUGGCUCGGAGCGGCGGCCCUGGACGUCCCGGUGAGGGAAACAAAAAAAUGGGAGUUUCAGACUCCCCCGCCCUCCGCCACGACGCAACAAGCACCCGCCCGUCCAGCCCCCGCCAGCGUCUGCAGAGCGCUUGAUUUCGCCACCGGCGCGCAGCAGGCGGGGCAACUGUUCCUGGGGCAACUGUUCCCGGGCCCCCCAACGACCACGCCUCAGGAAACAUUUGAACCAAAUGAGAGACAGAAAGAGAAGGAGAGAGAGACUCAACAACUACAAAAGGCGAGGCAGGACAGGACGAGGGCUGCGUUACAGCACGACAUUCAGGCGACGGAACGGAAGAUGGCGGAAGUCAGAUCCUCGGUGAAGGCCUGCAAGGGCGGCCUGGACGCCGAGUGGCUGGAGAUCAACGACGUGUUCUCAGGCGUGAUGAGAGCCGUCGAGGGCGCCCGGCGAAAAGCCCUCGGACCGCUGGAGGAGAGGAGGAAGAAAGUGAAGAAGGAAGCCGAACUUCUGUUCCAGAGGCUGCAAAAGGAAAUUGACAAACUCGUAAUGACCCUUGACGAGCUGGAGAGGGAUCCUGAUCUGAAGGUUUCCUCUCAAACAGGUGACCUGAAUUCUGUCGCCGUUAACACCUCGUUCUCUUUCGGUUCACUGAGGACCACAACGUCCAACAUGAUGAAAGAAAUUCAGCAGGAACUGGAGAAACUCUCCUCCGUCGAACUCAAGAGGAUUCCCACAUUUGCAGUGGACGUGAAGCUGGAUCCCACCACCGCCCACCGCUGUCUGCUCCUGUCCCCCGACGGGAAGACGGUGCGAGACGCAGGGGACGACCGCCAGACGGUCCCCGACCACCAGGCGGUCCCCGACGGCCCCCGGAGGUUCGACGUGUUCGGCAGCGUGGUAGGGCUCGCCGCGCUGCCCCCCGGGAGGUCCUACUGGGAGGUGGAUGUCGGCGACAAGACCGGCUGGGACCUGGGCGUGGCGAGGGCCGACGCCAGGCGCAAGGGGAAGCUCUCGCUGGACCCGGGGAGCGGCUACUGGGUCGCCGUGCACUUCGAGGGGGAGAAGUACGCGGCCAUGACGGCGCCACCCGUCAGGCUCCCCGUGGCGCAGAGGCCCCGCAGGGUGGGGGUGUUCGUGGACCGCGCCGAGGGCCUCGUGUCCUUCUACGACGCGGCGGCCAAGUCUCACAUCUACUCAUUUGUGGGGUGUGCGUUCGGCGGUGAGGUUUUGCCGUAUUUCAGUCCGCACCUCAGACAGAACGGGAAGAACUCUCGGCCGCUGAGCCUCUCGGCCGUGGUGGCGGAUGCGUGAAGCGCACGUGCCGGGCGCCGCUGGUUGUGAAGCACCUGGGACUCUGAUUGGUGCUCGGGGUCCAAAUGUUAUCUUCUUCUUAAAUGGGACAUUUUUUACUCAUACAUUAAUGGAGACUUGAUUGGUCUUUGUUUUUUAAAUCAUUGAAAAUGUUACAACAGCAGCACUGAAAACAUAAUCUUAUUUGUUUAUCAUUAUUAUAAUGUAUUAAAGUAAAAGCAUGAUUUUACUGCUGAGGUUGGUUGAGGUUGAGAUCAUUUUUUUAUUAUUUACCAUCAAAUUGCAGCUGAUGAUUAUCCAUUACUUUUUAAUUUUCUCAUUAUUCUCUUGUGCUUCCUGAUAUUUCUCUGUUAAGUUCAUCUCUUAAACCAUUUGUCUCAUCAUGUUUCUGUUAUUAAUAUUACAUUCUUCUCCUUUGGUCUUUAAAUAAAUACGUCACUUUGUUGGGAAAAUGUUGAAGCUCCCUUUAUGUGUUAAAACAACAAGUUAAGAUUUAGUCCAAAUGAAUUUCACCCAAUUGUUAUUAUUAAUUAAAUACACAAAACUGUAAGACCAUUAGUUCAGGGUCUAAGUUACAACU
Pungitius pungitius (ninespine stickleback) is the source of this 2326-nucleotide messenger RNA. Its product is annotated as E3 ubiquitin-protein ligase TRIM39-like. Gene Ontology annotation, molecular function: ubiquitin protein ligase activity; protein binding. Gene Ontology annotation, cellular component: cytoplasm. The record is from RefSeq and is a predicted model, not a curated record. NCBI's taxonomy places the organism in Eukaryota, Metazoa, Chordata, Actinopteri, Perciformes, Gasterosteidae. Gene Ontology annotation, biological process: protein ubiquitination. The transcript has 12 exons. Bases 112 to 1746 code for a protein of 544 amino acids.